Molecule: messenger RNA, 1849 nt
Organism: Amphibalanus amphitrite
Lineage: Eukaryota; Metazoa; Arthropoda; Thecostraca; Balanomorpha; Balanidae
Gene: Wdr92
Product: dynein axonemal assembly factor 10-like
Exons: 1
Coding region: 378-1439 (353 amino acids)
Molecular function (GO): ubiquitin binding
Source: RefSeq, a predicted model, not a curated record
GAACCUAAAAUUGAAGCAAAACAAAGGGUCUAAGAUAAAAAGUUAACUGAGAGGUGCAAUACCUGUAAUUUGUUCACAUCAUAUACUGAGUGAAAGCUAUUUUGAUCAAUUAACAACAGCCAAAAGAAAUAAGGCGAGCGACGUUGCUAUGGCAACCGUAUCGAUGUAAUGCAUGACUUUGCCCGAGAGGUGAAGUCUGGUGAGAUUGCCGCUGUAUUUAGGGCCUUGGCCGCUGCCAGCAGGUUCUAAUCAUUUGUUGCACUGUGUCGGCAGCCUUUUCGGCAGCAAGACAAUAUAUUUUGUGGCUUGGUGUUCAGGAUAGAUUUCGCGCCGUUUGCUGUGCUUUUGCACCUUGCAAGAAUCGUCACGGCACCACGAUGGAUAAGCCUCAAAUCAUUACCCAUCUGGAGAAAUCGUUGAAUCACACGCUUUUCGACGUUCUUUGGAUCCCCAGCUCUGCAAAGUUCGUUACACUCGGCUCUUCAACAAGAGCUAAAGGUACGCUUCAGAUAUUUGAAUUGGGAUUAGACAAGCUUGAAACCAUCUCAGAUCUCGAGAAGCCACACGAUCUCAAAUGUGGCACAUUCGGCGGCUCUAGUCUAGCCGACCGGCAUCUCGCUACUGGCGAUGCAGAAGGCUCUCUUCAGACUUGGGACCUUGAACACCUCAGUAAACCUGUGUUUUCUGUUCGGGCGCAUCAACAGAUGAUCAACUCGCUGGACGGUGUGGGCGGUGCCGGAAGGCAGCAGGGCGCCCCGGAACUGGUCACUGGCGGCAGGGACGGCAGCGUCAAAGUCUGGGACGUGCGACAGGAGGUGCCGGUGGCGGUGAUGGAGCCAGCCGAGGGCGAGCCGCGCAGGGACUGCUGGACGGUGGCGUUCGGCAACAGCUACAACACCGAGGAGCGCUGCGUCUGCGCCGGCUACGACAACGGCGACAUCAAGCUCUUUGACCUGCGCGCCAUGAAGGUGCGCUGGGAGACAAACGUCAAGAACGGCGUCUGCUGCGUCCAGUUCGACCGGCGCGACAUCGAGAUGAACAAGAUUGUGGCCACCACGCUCGAGUCGGGCGUCCUUGUGUUCGAUGGCCGCACACAACACCCCGAGCGAGGCCUCACGUGUCUCCGCGAGCGGGCGCACAAGUCGACCGUCUGGUGCGUGCGCCACCUGCCCCAGAACCGCGACAUCUUCAUGACGUGCGGCGGCAGCGGCUCUCUGAACCUGUGGCAGUACACGUACCCGGCCAAGCGUCGUGACCGGGACGCCGGCGGCGAUUUCGGCGUGAUGGGCACGCUGACGCAGCUGCAGGGUGGCAUCGUCUCGUCGCAGCCCGUCUCGGCGCUCGACUGGUCGCCGGACAAGCGCGGCCUGUGCGCCUGCAUCGCCUUCGACCAGACCGUGCGGGUGCUGAUAGUGACAAAACUGCAGCUCUACGGGUAGGCUGGCCGCCGGACCCGUCGGGAUGACGAGGCUGCAGCUCAGCCAAUCGAUUGCCAUCCUGAGGUGUCGACUGAUUGAGCGUUGAAACGCAGUUUGCUUCUGUCAGCGACAGUUCUGCGAACAAGCGUCAACAGUGAUAUUUACGAAUCGCGAACUCGUGUGAUAAGCCCAGCUGUCGUGUUCUGAGGAUAACAUCAUAUGAAGUGAACAAGAUUGAAAGUGACUGAUUGCGAAUGGGCUGCACCAAGCACCGCUGUUGGCGAUCGUCCUAGCUAGAUGGCGACUGCCGUAUUCCUUGCAAUGAAAACGGCACUCAUAUUUCACGCUUGUGUUGUUGAAUGCCCACCCAGUUAAACAGUAGCAUAUGGCUUUGGUCUUUAUUGACACAUACAAGGAAAAGCCGCACAACA